Daldinia caldariorum is the source of this 2707-nucleotide messenger RNA. RefSeq names its product thiamine pyrophosphate enzyme. The record is from RefSeq and is a predicted model, not a curated record. Gene Ontology annotation, molecular function: acetolactate synthase activity; flavin adenine dinucleotide binding; thiamine pyrophosphate binding. Gene Ontology annotation, biological process: L-valine biosynthetic process. The coding region runs from base 537 to 2549 and encodes 670 amino acids. The transcript has 4 exons. Lineage: Eukaryota; Fungi; Ascomycota; Sordariomycetes; Xylariales; Hypoxylaceae. Gene Ontology annotation, cellular component: mitochondrion; acetolactate synthase complex.
ACUACCUCCUAGCCAGUAUAAGGCCGACUCGAGGCUCUGGACAAGACUAAGUAGCAUACGAGGACAUCAUCUACCUUAGGUACCUCCUACGGUUCUUGUUUCGCCCCGUACGGGCGCUGCUCAAACCAUAGUUCAGUCGUGAGCCAACGGAUUUAUUAGUUAAGACUACUUUAUCUAAUAAUUUAGGUACUUGGCUUUUGGUGUUGUUCGAUAUUCUACGGAUUGUGUGCCUUUGGAAUAUACCUACGAUUUAAACAUCGUAUUAAACCUUCAAGAUAAGACAUCUUUAAAAGUGUCUCCUAUAAUCUGAUAAUACAUCUUUUUUUUUUCUCUAAUCAGGGGUUUGUCUAGAAAGAUCUCAUUCACACGGUUGCCUACCUGGUGGUCUUUGUAAUCGGCAAACGUAACCCCUGGCUUCCGUGUAACUAUAUCAUAUAUCCGAUGCCACCCGCCCUGCAUGAUUCAAAAAAAAAAAAAAAAUCUCCCCUCCUCCUGACAAUGGUCGCCUACCGCAGUCCUAGGUAUAUCUUGCUAGGAUGGCUUUUCGAGGGUUGCUCAGCCGCCGGUUGGCGAUAAAUAUCGCCCCAAAGCCAUAUUGUUCUCGUGCAUUGGUUCCCGUUUCUCCUUUCACAGGUCGUUGUUCUCGCGCUAGGAUACCGCUUACUUGCGCUGCUGCUACCUAUUCAACAUACAAACACGCGCCUCAAACAUCAAAGCCAGUAAAUAUGGCUGCACCGCAGAGUACCGCUGGAUCAUAUACAACCGCAUUUGCCCUGUUCGAGGGACUUUGGGAAGCUGGCAUAACGACAUGCUUCGUCAAUGUCGGGUCGGAUCACCCAUCCAUCAUUGAGGCCAUUGUCAAAGGCAAGAGGGAGCGACCGAACUCCUGGCCUAGGAUGAUUACGUGCCCUUCCGAGGUCACAGCGAUUUCAAUGGCUGAUGGGUAUGCUCGCGUGACAGGAAAGCCGCAGGCUGUUCUCGUGCACGUCGAUGUAGGAACCCAAGCUCUCGGCCAAGGCAUCCACAAUGCAAGCGUCGGUCGGGCGCCCAUAUUCAUUUUUGCUGGCCUGUGCCCGUACACGGAGGCCGGGGAGCUUCCUGGCUCCCGCACGGAGUAUAUGCACUGGCUGCAGGAGGCGCCGGACCAAAAAGCCAUUGUGCGACAGUAUUGCAGGUAUACGGGCGAAGUCCGCACCGGGCUAAAUAUCAAGCAGACCAUUGGGCGCGCGCUUCAAUUCGCGAGCAGCACUCCGAAGGGCCCCGUUUACGUCGCAAGCGCACGAGAAGUUCUGGCUCAAGAAAUCCCACAGUCUUCGCUAGAUCAAGCGCAGUGGGUACCGAUCGGCCCAAGUGCGCUUCCGGCUGAUGCGAUCCACGACAUCGCUACGGCCCUCGUCCAAGCCGAGCGCCCGCUUAUUAUCACGGGAUACUCUGGCCGCGAUCGACGAACCCCGGAACUUCUCGUCGCUCUGGCGGACCUCAUUCCGGGCAUACGCGUCCACGACACGGGCGGGAGCGACGUGUGUUUUCCCUUCAACCAUGUCGCUUCCGAGGGUUUCCGUCUUAGCAUGGACGACUGCAGCAAAGACGCGGACGUGGUGUUCCUCCUCGACUGUGAUGUGCCGUGGAUCCCGUCCCGCAACCCGCCGCCGAAGAACGCCAAGAUAUUCCACGUAGACAGCGACCCCCUAAAUCAGCAGAUCCCCGUAUCUUUCUUCCCGGCACACGGACGCUGGAAAGCAGAGAGUUUCACCGCGCUCACGCAACUGGUCAACCAUAUCAAGAACGAUUCUGCGCUUACGAAGACGCUGCAGGAUUCCAAGUAUGCAGCGCGUGGCGAAGCUCGCGCAGAAGCUCAUAAAGCUCGUCUAGCGAGCUUCGCUUCCCUGCCGCGCUUGGACGACCAAGAACCGCUAAAUGGGCACAACAUCGGCAGUCUCCUGAAGUCAGCCCUCCCGGACUCCACAACCUACGUUGUGGAAGCAGUUACGGCGGGACAGAUAUUAUAUGACCAGGUACAGCCCAGUCGGCCGGGGAGCUGGAUCAAUUGCGGUGGGACGGGUAUCGGUUGGAGCAAUGGCGCAGCGCUGGGCGUUAAGAUGGCGCUGGCGGAUCUGGAGAAGGAGGGGACGGAGAAGCCAGGCCUCGUCUGCCAACUAGUUGGCGAUGGAAGUUUUAUGUGCGCUGCGCCGUCUACUGCGCUUUGGGUGGGGAGCAAGUACAAGAUCCCAAUUCUAACAAUCGUCUUGAAUAACGGAGGCUGGAAAGCUCCGCGGAAUUCGACGGAACUCGUCUAUCCCAAGGGCCUCAACAUCUCCGCAACGGACGAGGAGAUCAACGUCUCUUUCCGUCCGACGCCCAACUAUGCCGCUCUGGCAGAAGCGGCGGCGGGGUCGGAAGUCGGCUGGGAUAAUGCGGCAGAGAAUGCCGAUACAUGGAUGAAAGGACUCAGAGUGAAAACGGUAGCGGAGUUCAAGGAGGCGCUUCGAACUGCGAGAAAACGGGUAGCCGAGGAGGGGAAGGGAAUGCUAAUCGAAGUAUUGAUGUGAAAAUCAAGAAAGGGGGGUGUUUUAUAAUGGUAGGGGUUUACUAUUAUACUAGGUUAGAUUUAUCCGUAGCAAAACAUGUCUAGGUACCAAAUAUAGGUACGUUAUCUCGAAGAUUAAGAGGCGCCUUUAUAUCAAGUGGUUAAAUCAAACUAAUUUGC